AUGUCUCAACCCACCCCUCUCCAACAAGCUCAAUCGGAGUGUCUGAAAAUCAUCGAUGGCGGUCCCUAUACUGGGAUGUUUAUGCUAAAACAUAUUCUCCACACUGCUGGAAUAUCGUAUAGUCAAUUCUUGGUUGACCCCAAGCAUUCGAUUAGGGGCGCUACGAAUGCUUAUAUGAAUAUGGCCACCAUUGAGCAAUUAGCGCCUACCUGGAGCGUCGACUCGGGUCGCUGUACUUCUUUUGCGGUGAAGGCAAUCAACAACCUAAACGCCCACAAGGACGCAAAAGGUAACCCGAUAUUCAAAUUUGAAAUCUACGACCUCUACCGGCAUCGAGUUGCGAGAUGCAGAAACACCGGCAUCGUCCUCGAUUCCAGCUCCUCCAUCCCUGGCGGGGCGUUUAUACUACCCGAAGGAAAUUGGGGGGUAUUUCCAGAGACAAACGCAAGCUGGAAGUUCAAGAACUCCGAGUCCAUGUUUGAGAGGCAGGGAAAAGUGAAUGGUCAAGUCAAAAAGUCGUCGACCCCUAUCUCGUCCGCGCAGGCCAUGUUCACCUGCCUGUGCGAGGUCGAAGCGUCCGCAUACAAGACGAUCCCCACUUUGUUCCGGUCCGUCGACAGGAAUCACGUGGCCGUAUUCCAUGGGAUGAUCAUGUGGUCCCCGAGGGACCACGCCCUCGAGAUGGGAGCCACCAUCACCGACUUGAGAGCCGGGAGGAGAUUGGUUAUCCAGUUUCCGAAGUACAUAAAGAACAAAUCCGGCGAAACGGUCCCGGAUCCGAAGAUGAUGGGCACCGAGGAGAAUCUACAUAGUUGCCUUGAGCACUUAUUGAUAUUUGUCAGGGAACAUGGCGGGCCCUACGGGGAGCAUCAGUGGACGAAUACCGGCCUCGAAGCGUUCAACACGGAGCUGAUUCAGGCUGCCGUCGAUACCUGGGGCUAUCCCAAGCUGGUGGCGUACGUCGUUAAUUAG
Messenger RNA from Lasiosphaeria miniovina, 972 nucleotides. RefSeq lists its product as uncharacterized. The record is from RefSeq and is a predicted model, not a curated record. The transcript has 2 exons. Bases 1 to 972 code for a protein of 323 amino acids. Lineage: Eukaryota; Fungi; Ascomycota; Sordariomycetes; Sordariales; Lasiosphaeriaceae.